AUGUCCUCCUCCCUCGACUCCCUACAGAACCCUGACCUGGCCGACGAAAUCGAAGCCAUCAAUGCCAUCUACGAGCCCGACACCGUGGUUGUGACCAGCACACCAUCCAACACCACAACUACCACUACAUCAACAUCAGGAUCAACAUCAACAACAUCUACACUCGAUCUCGGCAGCUCCGGGGCCCCGACAAGCGCCCAUUCUACGACCGCGAAACUACAAAUACCCAAUCAUCCACAUCUGUCGUUUAUCCUCGGCUUCGAUACCUCGUACCCCGACACCCCGCCUCGGAUCUUAGGGACCGCGUCGACGGCGUCGCGCGGCGAGGGGAAACUAGCCGUCGAUGUGCUGGAGGAUAUCGUUGGACGAAGCUACCAGCCCGGCGUGGUCUGUCUGUUUGAUGUGAUCAACGAGGCGGUGGAGGCUUUCCAGGAAUUGAAUAUCGGGGGGAGCAGCAGCAACAACCAGAACAGUACCAACGAUGGGGACAAGGGAAACGGAUCAGUGACAGAAUCCGAUGAGACGACACCAGGCCUGAGACCCGAGGAUAUCGCGACUCUCUCGCUCCGCGAUAGUUUCGGGAUCGACAGUCCCCCCGACUGGAUCCUGUCGGACGUGGUGACGGAGAAGAAAUCAGUGUUCGUCGGACGAGUGGCGCGGGUGUCGACGCUUGAGCAGGCUCAAGCAUACCUGGACUAUUUGCUGGCGACGGAGAAGAAAGUAGCUGCUGCAACGCACAAUAUCAGUGCGUGGCGCAUUCGGCAGCAGAAGGCUGUCGCCGGCGGUGCAGGCGGCAAAAGCGACUCUACAGAGAUGAUCGUGCAGGACUGCGAUGAUGACGGCGAGACGGCGGCCGGGGGUCGUCUGCUUCAUCUCAUGCAGUUGAUGGACGUGUGGGAUGUGGUGGUGGUGGUUACGCGAUGGUACGGUGGAAUCCACCUGGGGCCGGAUCGAUUCCGGAUCAUCAACGCCGUCGGGCGAGAUGCUCUGAUCAAAGGGGGGUUUGUCAAGGAGACGGGCGGAGGAGGUAAUGACAAGGGGAAGAAGAAGGGAAAGAAAUGA
This is a messenger RNA of Aspergillus melleus, 1062 nucleotides long. Its product is annotated as IMPACT family protein. Lineage: Eukaryota; Fungi; Ascomycota; Eurotiomycetes; Eurotiales; Aspergillaceae. Gene Ontology annotation, cellular component: cytoplasm. The transcript has a single exon. Gene Ontology annotation, molecular function: protein binding. The coding region runs from base 1 to 1062 and encodes 353 amino acids. The record is from RefSeq and is a predicted model, not a curated record. Gene Ontology annotation, biological process: regulation of translational initiation.